Mucor mucedo is the source of this 1869-nucleotide messenger RNA. RefSeq names its product cytochrome P450. The record is from RefSeq and is a predicted model, not a curated record. Bases 148 to 1704 code for a protein of 518 amino acids. The transcript has 5 exons. Gene Ontology annotation, biological process: sterol metabolic process. NCBI's taxonomy places the organism in Eukaryota, Fungi, Mucoromycota, Mucoromycetes, Mucorales, Mucoraceae. Gene Ontology annotation, molecular function: monooxygenase activity; oxidoreductase activity, acting on paired donors, with incorporation or reduction of molecular oxygen; iron ion binding.
UUAUUUCUCUUUUCCUCUUUUCUCUGUUUUUUCUUUCUAAGCGAUUACUUUUUUUUUUAGAACUUAAAAAAAAGGUAACAAAAAAAAACGUAUACAAAUAAACAAUACGCGUAAUAUUUACCAAUUGUUUUCUUCAUAUUAUAGAAAAUGUCUUCUUCAAGUAUUUUUGAUCCUCGUUCUAUUGAAUCAGCAAAGAAUACAGUAGCUUCAUUUAUGAAGACUGCUUUUUCUCAAACCAACGUUCCUACCACAACCGCUGUUAUCUGUUCUGCCGUUGUCGGUUUGUUUGCUUAUGAGCAAUACGUCUAUUUAAAAAAGAAGAAGUCUUUACCAGGCCCCAGCUUCAAAAUCCCAAUUAUCGGUGCCUUUACUGAUUCUCUUUAUCCUACCUUUGAAGGUUAUAUGAGUAAAUGGAAGAGUGGUGAGCUUUCUUGUGUUAGUGUAUUUGACAGAUUUGUUGUUAUUGCUUCAACCUGUGAAUUAAGUCGUAAGAUCCUUAACGCACCUGCAUAUGCUGAACCCGCUGUUGUUGAUUCUAUGAAGCAUAUUCUUUGUGCUGAUAAUUGGGUUUUCUUGAGUGGAAAGAUUCACGUGGACUAUCGUAAAGGAUUGAACGUGUUAUUUACCCGUAGAGCCUUAGGUAUCUAUAUCCCAAUCCAAGAGAAAGUAUAUCAAAAACAUUUCGAUGAAUGGCUUUCAUUGGGUGGUAUUUCUGAACAAUAUCAGUUACGUUUCCGUGAGCUUAAUAUGGAAGCCUCCCUUCGUGUAUUCAUGGGUGACUACAUGUCUGACGAAGUUGCCUCUACAAUUUCUCAAGAAUACUUCAAUAUUACCGCUGCUUUAGAACUUGUCAACUUCCCUAUUCCUUUGCCCGGUACCAAGGUUUACAAGGCUAUUCAAUCUCGUAAAUAUAUUGUUAAGCAUUUCAUUGAAAGUAUCAAAGAUAGUCGUGUUAGAAUGGCCAACAAAGGCACAGUCAAGUCCAUGAUGGAUGCUUGGAUCAACUCUAUGUAUGAAGAUGAGAUCGAGUGUGAAAAGGCUGGCAAGCCUGCACCAAGAAAGUUUGAUGAUCGUGAGAUUGCUUUAACCAUUUUGACUUUCCUUUUCGCCUCUCAAGAUGCUACUUCUUCUGCUUUGACUUGGGCUUUCCAAUUGUUAGCCGAUCAUCCUGAAGUUCUCCAAAAGGUUUAUGAUGAGCAAGUUACUGUUCGUAAGGGUGAUCUUAAACAAGAACUUUCUUUGGAGUUGAUGGAAGAGAGUCCAUAUCUUCGUCAAGUUGUUAAGGAGAUUCUUCGUUUGCGUCCUCCUGUAUUGAUGGUGCCUUAUCAAACCAUUCGUGAAUGGCCUCUUACUCCCAACUAUACUGUUCCCAAGGGUUCUAUGGUCAUUCCUACCACUUAUCCUGCUCUUCAUGAUCCUGUCGCAUAUCCCAACCCCGAUGCUUUUGACCCUGAUAGAUGGGGACCUAACGGUACUGCCGAAAAGUAUCCCAAGAAUUUCAUGGUAUUCGGUAAUGGACCUCAUCAUUGUCUUGGUAAGGAGUUUGCUGUCAUGCAUUUGAUGGCAGUCAUUGGCCAAGCUGCUCUUCAAUUAGACUUUACACAUACUCGUACUGAAAAGAGUGACGAUAUUUCUAUUUUCGCUACUAUUUACCCUCAAGACGGUUGCAUCAUGAGUUUCAGACCCAAGUCAACCACUGCUUAAUUUCCUAUUCUCUUCCCUUUUUAUAUUUAAUCUCAUUUCUUUUUUAAUUUUUGCAUCAGUGUCCCUCCUACACAUGUCCCCUUUGUCCCUCACCCACCACCCAUAAUACUUUUUACAUUUUACCUCCCAAUUUUUUUUUUUUUUAUAAAUAUUUUUAUGACAAUU